AUGACAACAGAAGAAGUGACAAAAAUAUUAACUGCCAGCACAGAAGUUAUGACAACAGAAGAAUUAACAGAGAUUGUUGGGUUUACAACACCAUUGGUGACUGGUACACCUGAAAAAGUGUCUGAAAUUAUUUCUCUUGUAACUACUGCUGCAACACCUUCGCUCAUGACAACACUUGUGGAGAAAACCGUUACAGCAGCAACACCUGCAACUGUUACAGAGGCCAUUAAAACUACGUUAAGGACAGUAAGCCCAACAGCUAUUAGCAGAGUUCUUGAAACACUAAUAUCAAGUGCUACACCAGAGAUAACUAGCAAACUAGUUGAAGUAACAACAGCUACUGUAACUCCUGAAAUCUUGACGAGUGUUAUUAUGCCUACUAUUAUGACUACAGAACUUGUUACGCAGGUGGUGGAGUUGACCACCGCAGCAGCCACACCAGAGGUAACAACAGAAUUAAUCAAAAUAACUUCAGAAGCAAUAAGUCCUGAAAUAUUACCAACAGCUGUGUCUGCAAUCACGACUGCUGUCCCACCUUCUGUAACAACAAAAAUUAUAGAAAUUACAUCUACAGCUGCAACUGUUAGUCCAGAGCUUGUUACCGCAAUCUCAGACAUCACCAGAGAGUAUGUUACUACUGAAAUGUUGACAGAAAUAGUUACUGCUGCUGCAACUACAACACCGGAGAUAAUGACUACUAUAUCAGAAGUUAUAACAAAUUUCACAUCUCCAGCUGAGUUGACUGAAAUUAUGACUGCCAUUACUAAGUAUUUCCCAACAGAAACGACUGCAGCCGUUGUAACAGGUAUCACCAUUUCACCUGUCACUUCUGUAACACCCACACAAAUUAUGACAACUAUAGCACAGACAAUGACACCUUAUGUUAUAACUGAGAUUGUUGAAACCUCUACAAUGACAGCCAGCCCGGAGGUACUAACAUCAAUUUUAACAGCCACUGCCAAAUCACUAACUCCUGAAUUAGUAUCAAUUGCUACGACGCAACCCGGAACUAGUGAGCUGGUCACAAGAAUUAUUGAGACAUCAUUGGCUGCAUCCUCACCAUUAACUGUGACAGAAGUGGUUGAAACAGCAAUUACAACUGCCCCACCUGAAGUUAUUUCAAAAACAGUCACUGAAGCCAUUAAAACUGCACCAACAGAGAUUUUAACUGAAAUUGUCACACUGACAAGUGAAAUCGCAACUACUGAAGAAUUGACAAAAUACAUUGAAACAACAGCGAUGACAGCAACGCCUGAAUACUUGACAUCGGUAUUAGAAACAACACUUCGAGUUACAGAGAAAUACAGAACAAUUGUGUCCACGGAAACGCCAUCGCUUAUUAAUGUCACAAUCACUUCACCCCCAAGUACACCAGGUGUAUCUGCACCAACAACAGUUGUAUGUCCUACAGGUACGCGUUACCGACUCAACGCAUACACAUGUGAUAGAUUAUGCCCAGCGUUGGUGAAAUCAAACCCACAAUGUGCAUAUGAUCGCAAUGUUAGUUUCAGCGCAUGCUUACCUGAAGAUAAGCUAAGAUCUGGAGAAGAUUUCUGUAGUGAUAUUGGAAAGCUAAUAAUGGUCAUGUCUACAAAUGAAAUUACAUGCAUACCAGAAAGUGAGUGUUUGUGUUUGAGGGAUGACACACAAGAGUUGGUCGCUCCGUUCUCAAAAUGGGAAAAGGAAGCUUGUGAGAUUUGUACUUGUGCAAAUGGGUUAAUAUACUGUACCACAAAAACAACAGAAGAGUGUUUGAUAACAUCCACUGCCAUGACACCUAUUACAGUUUCAGCACAACCCACUCUCAAUGUGACAUUAUUUACAAUUCAACCGGAAGUAGCGGCAUGUUCGGCAGUCACGAAUGUUACACUUUGUCCCGAUAACUGCCCUACUGGUCAAUUAUGUGAUGGUAGGUCCUGUGUGGAUUCGGUAGAUUGUCCAUGCGUCUACGAAGGUCGCAUAUACAACACUGGACUUUUCGUCAAUGAGAGAUGUGAACAUUGUAACUGUUUUGAUGGCAAUGUCAUAAGUUGCUCACCAUACUGUGAUAUUGACCCAUGUGAGGCUGGACAAGAGAGGAUCCAUCCAGAUGGAGAGUGUUGCCGAUGUCAACCAUGUCAAUGCGAUACUGGCUUCUUUCAUUGUACAUCUAGUACUUCACCAACCUGCCAAGAUCAGUGUAUCUUGGAAUCGCAGAAGUGUGAUGGUAAUCUUGAUUGUCCUGGUGGGGAAGACGAAGAGUCCUGUGUUAUACCAACAACUUUACCAACAAUAGAAACUACAGCGCCACCAAUUGGAUGCAGACCCGAUGGACACUUCUAUGCAGUUGGUGAAUCGUUCUAUGAUGGUUGUAAAAAAUGUGAAUGUAUAAACGACAACGCUAUUUAUUGUGAUGCAUCAGGAUGUGAAAAAACGUGUACAGUCAUUGAAAACCAAAUCAACACAUUUGAUGACAAAAAAUAUGAGUAUCCCAUAUGUGAACACGUGUUAGUGACCAACACAAACAGUGAUGUACCUGACUUUAGCCUCAAAGUUAGCAGUAGUUGUCAAGAUGAUGGUCACACUGGCAGUGUUUGUACGCAAGAUUUAGUUUUUCUUAUACAAGAAACGACAAUUGUACUGAGUGGUGAAGUUUUUAUUAUAAAUGGAAAUGAAGUGACGAUUGCUCAGCUGUCAGCAGCCAGCAAGCUUCUUGAAUCUGGAAUAGGUAUCACGCUUAUAAGAGUCGGGGAAGAAUCCAUCAUUAGAACUACAUUCGGCUUAACUAUUCGAUGGAGUUCGUCAUCGUACAAGACCGUGAUCUCGAUUGAUGAACAAUUUUUUGAUGCAGUAGCUGGUCUUUGUGGUGUUCCUAAUAACGACCCAUUAGAUGAUUACACUAAUCGAGAUGGUCAAGUAUCUGAUGAUGUAUUUGAAUUUGCCGAAAGCUGGGGAUCACAGGACACAUGUCCACCACCUGAAGAAUGCAUGAAUUUAGCCCCUCCCCAUGUUGUAGCCACGGCAAGGGAAAAAUGUUCAAUCUUGAGCUCCAGUAGUUUUGCCCCUUGUCACGAACAUGUGAAUGUCACAGAAUAUAUCCAGCUAUGUGAGAGUCGUAUCUGCAAAUCCUUGUGGAACAAUACAGACACAGAAGUCGAUACCUGCUUAUGCAAGGCAUUAACUAUGUAUGCCACUGACUGUGCUAACAGUGAAGCCCAUAUCAUACUGGACUGGAGGACACCCGAAUUAUGUCCUGUGGUAUGCCAUCACCCAAUGCAAUGGUACGAAUGUAUGAGUACAUGUGAAUGGACAUGUAGUAGUAUUGGCAAGCCUUAUCAAUUAUGUGAUACAGGCUGUACACCUGGUUGUGGAUGCCCACCAGGACUAGUCAGAAAGGGUGACACAUGUGUCCGGUUUGAUGAAUGUAAAGAAUGUUAUUGUAUGGGGUAUGGUGGUAUUCAUUAUUAUAGCUUUGAUGGAACUUACUUCCCGUUCGAAGGAAAUUGCACGUAUGUGUUGUCACGUAAUAAGGAGCCAGAUUCAGAGUUUGAAAUCCUGCUUGGAAAUGCUCAAUGCUCACGAAGACCUCAAAACAUGUGUUUCAUGAAUGUGACUGUUAUCUAUAAGAACCACGAGGUCAUUCUUUCGCAGGGUCCACAGGUUAUUUUAGAUGGACAAGAGAUUGAAAUACCUUCUUAUAUGGAAGUGGACGGCAUUCAGGUAUCACGUCCUGGAGGCGCUUGGAUUCUCUAUCUUAAUAUUCCAGAAAUAAAAGUAGAGGUCAGUUUCUAUGACUACAACGAUGGCUUCAGCAUUAUGCUUCCUGGUACAAAGUACAAUGACACAGAAGGUCUCUGUGGUCCAUGCAAUCAAUUCCCGGAAGAUGACUUUACCAUGCCAGAUGGAACCUUGACUGAAGACGAGUAUGAGUUUGCCGCUAGUUGGUUAUACAAUGUUGGCAACGAUACCACAUGCGAUGUCUCAAGUGUACCGCCAAGAUACCCUAUCACUCCAGAAGUCGAUGACGAGUGCAAGAAGGCCAUUUAUGAAGGUGUUUUCAGCGCAUGCAACGUGCUGGUUGAUCCAGCUAAGUACUACAGAGCGUGUUUAAUGGAUAGGACUUGUAAAACAGGACAAUGCGACACCCUCUUUGCGUAUGCCAGCGAAUGUUCGAAAGAAGGCAUGUGUCUCGAUUGGAGGGACGAGCACAAUUGUCCUGUCACGUGCCCCGGAGAUCAGAUUUACUACGCAUGUCAUUUGCCAUGUCGUAUGACAUGUGCCAAUAUGAACGUAUUUAACGAAGAGACGAACUGUGUUGGUCAACGCUUAGAAGGUUGUUUCUGUCCUAAUGGCACUAUAGAAGAUGAAUUUGGUAACUGUGUACCAACAUGUGAACGAUGCAUCGAAGAAGAUGGAACCAGACGUGUGAUAAAUGAGACAUGGUCGCCAAGUGAUUGCGAAACCUGUAAAUGCACAGAUGGUGGGUUGAUUCAAUGUAUAAGAAUGGAAUGUCCAGCGCCACCAAUCUGCGCUGAUUAUAAGAAUCUGAAUUUCACGAGACACGCCGGCGUAUGCUGCUCUACGUACGAGUGUGUGUGCGAGCAAUCUCUUUGUCCAGCCGAAUCCCAUGCUGUAUCACCUAUCUGUAAAACAGACCAAGAAAUUAAAACAGUAACUAUUAAUGAGUGUUGCAGCAAGGAGGAAUGUGCCUGCAAACCAUGCCCAACGCCUAUAAUACCACAAUGUGAGCCAUAUGAGAUGGUAGAACAAUACAAAGAAAACGCUGAUGAUUGUUGUGAAAGUUUUCGUUGUGUGUGCAACCGAGCCAAUUGUCCGGCAGAUGAAUUGGAGUGUCUUCCAUAUCAUAGAAAACAACAAACUCCAGAAUCACUAGGUGCAUGCUGUGCUGAAUACGAGUGUGUGUGCAGUUGUCCAACACCUAAGAUGCUCAACUGUUCUCUUGGUUAUGAAAAUCAACUAGCUGAAGUUGAUGUCAGAUGUGACUGUGAUGAUUAUAAAUGUCUUGCAAAGGAGGUAUGUCUAUGGAAUAAUACUGUGGAGGUACUUGAAGUCCAGCCUGGUACGAGGGACUUGGUUGGGAUAGAUCCAUGUCGAACAUGUGACUGCUUAGAAAGUAUGGAACCCGGAAGUGAUUUCUAUAAAUUGGACUGUGAAAUAAUCCAGUGCUCAAUUAUGAGUGACCUUGACUGUAAUAUGGACUCUGAAUACAUUGCACCUGAAGAAGGAGUUUGCUGUGGCACAUGUAAGGUCAGAUGGUGUGUUGAUGACACUGGUAGACAUGAGAUUAAUGAUACCUGGACAGAUCUCGAACCAAAUAAUCCAUGCGAUUAUAAACAGUGUCUAGAGGAUGAUGAUGGUACACCAAAACUCGACUCAUAUUAUGUCUCCUGUCCACCUAUAACUCCAGAAGACUGUCCUGCACCGAAAUAUUAA
This is a messenger RNA of Saccoglossus kowalevskii, 5433 nucleotides long. RefSeq lists its product as uncharacterized. Lineage: Eukaryota; Metazoa; Hemichordata; Enteropneusta; Harrimaniidae. Gene Ontology annotation, molecular function: protein binding. The record is from RefSeq and is a predicted model, not a curated record.